Messenger RNA from Lutra lutra (Eurasian river otter), 12789 nucleotides. It is a transcript of the gene SPEN, whose product is annotated as spen family transcriptional repressor. The record is from RefSeq and is a predicted model, not a curated record. The transcript is spliced from 16 exons. Gene Ontology annotation, molecular function: mRNA binding. NCBI's taxonomy places the organism in Eukaryota, Metazoa, Chordata, Mammalia, Carnivora, Mustelidae. Bases 692 to 11731 code for a protein of 3679 amino acids. Gene Ontology annotation, cellular component: nucleus. Gene Ontology annotation, biological process: regulation of transcription by RNA polymerase II.
CCCAAGCAGGCGGGGAUCCUGGUGCCCGGAAACGGCCAGCUCCUGGCCGAAGGGCCGGCUCCUGGGAGCCCAGCUUGAGGGGCUGGAGACCGUCCCCGUCUCUGGAAGCUCAGCGCCCCAGGUCUGACCGAGCGCCCGCCCCGCGGCCCACUCCCUGUGUGCCUGCGCGCCUGCGCAUCAGGUUCGGGCGCGCGAGCGUUCCUUUCAAGCCCCGCGUUCCUCCCUCCCCCGCGCGCCUGCGCGCCGGCUGGGAGGAACUCGGCGUUUCGGCCUCCGCGGGCGGGCGGACGCGCGCGUGCCCGCGGCGAGGGAGGCGGGCCGCGCGCACCGGUGGGAAGCGUCCGGCUGCCACAGCGCCAGCUCCGUCGUAGUCGCUGCCGCCCGGGUCCCGCUCGCCCCUCCUCCCCGCUCCCCCGCCCGCCGCCGCCCGGGCGCAUGCGCCGCCGGAGCGCGAGGGUCGGCUUCGGGUGUGUGGUGGCGGCAGAGCGGAGCUGCGAGGCCCGAGAGUCAGAACCUGGGGGAGAGGGAUGGUCUCUGCACGGGGGGGAGCCGGAGGAGCCGCCGCCGCUGCCGACGCCACCGCCGCAGCCGCCGCCGCCGCCGUCUCGGCGCCCGCCUCCCGGCGCUGACGGGCUCGUACGAAGCCGGCGAGGGAGAACCCGCACCAGCGGUCGCCGGCACACCGCCCAGCAUGGUCCGGGAAACCAGGCACCUCUGGGUGGGCAACUUACCGGAGAACGUGCGGGAAGAGAAGAUCAUCGAGCAUUUCAAACGAUAUGGCCGUGUGGAAAGUGUCAAAAUUCUCCCCAAGAGGGGAUCUGAAGGAGGAGUGGCCGCCUUUGUGGAUUUUGUGGACAUCAAAAGUGCACAGAAGGCUCACAACUCAGUCAACAAAAUGGGAGAUAGAGACCUACGCACGGAUUAUAAUGAACCAGGCACCAUUCCGAGUGCUGCUCGGGGAUUGGAUGAUACAGUUUCCAUAGCAUCUCGUAGUAGAGAGGUUUCUGGGUUCAGAGGAGGUGGUGGAGGGCCUGCCUAUGGCCCUCCACCAUCACUUCAUGCACGAGAAGGACGUUAUGAGCGGAGACUUGAUGGGGCUUCAGAUAACAGGGAGCGUGCUUAUGAACAUAGUGCCUAUGGACACCAUGAACGGGGGACGGGAGGAUUUGAUCGGACAAGACAUUACGAUCAGGAUUACUAUAGAGAUCCUCGCGAGCGGACUUUACAACAUGGGCUCUAUUAUACUUCUCGGAGUCGAAGUCCAAACCGUUUUGAUGCUCAUGACCCCCGAUACGAACCUAGGGCUCGGGAGCAGUUUACACUGCCCAGUGUGGUACACAGGGAUAUCUACAGGGAUGAUAUUACCCGGGAGGUACGAGGCAGAAGGCCAGAGCGGAAUUACCAGCACAGCAGGAGUCGGUCACCACAUUCAUCCCAGUCUAGAAAUCAGUCUCCUCAGAGGCUGGCUAGCCAAGCGUCUAGACCUACAAGGUCCCCUAGCGGCAGCGGCUCUAGGAGUAGAUCCUCCAGUAGUGAUUCAAUCAGCAGCAGCAGUAGUACCAGCAGUGACAGCACUGAUUCCAGCAGCAGUUCAAGUGAUGACUCUCCUGCCCGAUCGGUUCAGUCAGCAGCUGUCCCAGCACCCACUUCCCAGUUGCUUUCAUCCCUGGAAAAAGAUGAGCCCCGUAAAAGUUUCGGGAUCAAGGUUCAGAAUCUUCCAGUACGCUCUACAGAUACAAGCCUUAAAGAUGGCCUUUUCCAUGAAUUUAAGAAAUUUGGAAAGGUGACUUCAGUGCAGAUCCAUGGAGCUUCAGAAGAGAGGUAUGGUCUGGUAUUCUUUCGGCAGCAAGAGGACCAAGAAAAAGCACUGACUGCAUCAAAAGGAAAACUUUUCUUUGGCAUGCAGAUUGAAGUAACAGCAUGGAUAGGGCCAGAAACGGAAAGUGAAAAUGAAUUUCGUCCUUUGGAUGAAAGGAUAGAUGAAUUUCACCCCAAAGCAACAAGAACCCUCUUCAUUGGCAACCUUGAAAAAACCACUACUUACCAUGACCUUCGCAACAUCUUCCAGCGCUUUGGAGAAAUUGUGGAUAUUGAUAUUAAGAAAGUAAAUGGAGUUCCUCAGUAUGCGUUCUUGCAAUACUGUGAUAUUGCCAGCGUUUGUAAGGCUAUUAAGAAGAUGGAUGGGGAGUACCUUGGAAAUAAUCGCCUCAAGCUGGGUUUUGGAAAAAGCAUGCCUACAAACUGUGUGUGGUUAGACGGGCUUUCUUCAAACGUGUCGGAUCAGUAUUUAACACGACAUUUCUGCCGAUAUGGGCCUGUAGUAAAGGUGGUGUUUGACCGCUUAAAAGGCAUGGCUCUGGUUCUCUACAAUGAAAUUGAAUAUGCACAAGCAGCUGUAAAAGAGACCAAGGGGCGGAAGAUCGGCGGGAAUAAAAUUAAGGUGGAUUUUGCAAAUCGAGAAAGUCAGCUGGCAUUUUAUCACUGUAUGGAAAAAUCUGGUCAAGAUAUCAGAGACUUUUAUGAAAUGUUAGCAGAAAGAAGAGAGGAACGAAGGGGAUCUUACGACUAUAGCCAAGAUCGUACAUAUUAUGAGAAUGUUCGUACUCCAGGCGCAUAUCCUGAGGAUUCCAGACGGGACUAUCCAGCCCGAGGACGAGAAUUUUAUUCAGAAUGGGAAACUUACCAAGGAGACUACUAUGAAUCACGAUACUAUGACGAUCCUCGCGAGUACAGGGAUUACAGAAGUGAUCCUUACGAACAAGAUAUUAGGGAGUACAGUUACCGGCAAAGGGAACGAGAGCGAGAACGCGAAAGGUUUGAGUCUGACCGGGACAGAGACCACGAGAGGAGGCCGAUUGAGCGCAGCCAGAGCCCAGUGCACUUGCGGCGCCCACAGAGUCCUGGGGCGUCCCCCUCGCAGUCGGAGCGGUUGCCAAGUGAUUCCGAAAGGAGGAUUUACAGCCGAUCCUCAGACCGGAGUGGGAGCUGUAGCUCACUUUCUCCUCCAAGAUAUGAUAAACUUGACAAAUCUCGCUUGGAACGCUAUAGUAAAAAUGAGAAGACAGAUAAAGAAAGGACUUUUGAUCCUGAGAGAGUGGAAAGAGAGAGACGCUUAAUAAGGAAGGAAAAAGUGGAAAAGGACAAAACUGAAAAGCAGAAACGAAAAGGUAAAAUUCAUUCCCCUAGUUCUCAGUCUUCAGAGACAGACCAAGAAAAUGAGAGAGAACAGAGCCCUGAAAAAUCAAGGAGUUCUAAUAAACUGAGCAGAGAGAAAGCUGACAAAGAAGGAAUAGCAAAAAACCGCCUGGAGCUCAUGCCCUGUGUGGUUUUGACUCGAGUGAAAGAGAAAGAGGGGAAAGUUAUUGACCACGCUCCUUUGGAAAAGCUGAAGGCCAAGCUUGAUAAUGACACUGCCAAGUCUUCUGCCCUAGAUCAGAAACUCCAGGUCUGUCAGACGGAGCCUGCUAAGUCUGACGUGUCUAAACUGGAAUCUGUUCGAAUGAAAGUGCCAAAGGAAAAGGGACUGUCAAGCCACAUAGAGGUGGUAGAUAAGGAAGGUAGGCUUAAGCCCAGGAAGCACCUAAAACCAGAGCAGACUGCCGACGGGGUCAGCGCUGCAGAUUUGGAAAAACUGGAAGCAAGAAAGAGGCGUUUCGCAGAUUCCAAUCUGAAAGCAGAAAGGCAAAAACCAGAAGUCAAGAAAAGUAGUCCAGAGGCGGAAGACACUCGGGUACUUUUAAAAAAGCAGCCUGACCUACCAUCUAGAGAUGUCAUUCUACUGAGGGAAGGAGAAUCAGAAAGAAAGCCUGUGAGGAAAGAAAUUCUUAAACGAGAAUCUAAAAAAAUCAAACUAGACAGACUUACUGCUGUUCCCAGCCCCAAAGACUGUCAGGAGCUUGCCAGUGUUUCUGCUGGGACUGGCUCGAGGCCCACCUCAGACCUGCAAGCGAGGCUGGGAGAACUGGUGUGCGAAUCUGUGGAAAAUCAAGAAAUCCAGUCAAAAAAACCCAUUUCCUCAAAACCACAACUCAAACAGCUGCAGUUACUAGAUGAUCAGGGACCAGAGAGAGAAGAUAUUAGGAAAAACUAUUGCAGUCUUCGCGAUGAGACACAUGAAUGCAAAUCAGGCCAAGAGAAACCACAGUCAGUAAAUACUGAAGAAAAAAUUGGCAUUGAUAUUGAUCACACGCAGAGUUACCGAAAACAAAUGGAGCAGAGUCGUAGAAAACAGCAGAUGGAGAUGGAAAUUGCCAAGUCUGAGAAGUUCGGCAGUCCUAAAAAAGAUGUAGAUGAAUAUGAAAGACGGAGUCUGGUUCACGAGGUGGGCAAACCCCCCCAGGAUGUCACGGAUGACUCUCCUCCCAGCAAAAAGAAAAGGGUGGACCACGUUGAUUUUGAUAUCUGCACCAAGAGAGAGAGGAAUUACAGGAGUUCACGCCAAAUCAGUGAAGACUCCGAAAGGACUGGCGGCUCUCCCAGUGUCCGGCACGGUUCCUUCCAUGAGGAGGAUGACCCUGUGGGCUCCCCGAGGCUCAUGUCAGUAAAAGGGUCUCCUAAAGUAGAUGAAAAAGGUCUCCCCUAUUCUAACAUAACAGUCAGAGAAGAGUCCUUAAAGUUUAAUCCUUACGAUUCUAGCAGGAGAGAACAGAUGGCAGACAUGGCCAAAAUAAAGCUCUCUGUCUUGAGUUCUGAAGAUGAACUAAAUCGGUGGGAUUCUCAAAUGAAACAGGAUGCCAGCAGAUUGGACGUGAGUUUCCCAAACAGCAUAAUUAAGAGAGACAGCCUUCGGAAGAGGAGUGUACGUGACUUGGAACCUGGUGAGGUGCCUUCUGAUUCCGAUGACGAUGGCGAGCACAAGCUCCACUCCCCCAGAGCCUCUGCUUUAUAUGAGAGCUCUCGGCUGUCUUUUUUAUUGAGGGACAGAGAAGAUAAACUGCGUGAGCGAGAUGAAAGACUCUCCAGCUCUUUAGAAAGGAACAAAUUUUACUCUUUUGCUCUGGAUAAGACCAUCACACCAGACACCAAGGCUUUGCUCGAGAGAGCUAAAUCACUGUCUUCAUCUCGAGAAGAAAAUUGGUCUUUUCUUGAUUGGGACUCCCGUUUUGCUAAUUUUCGAAACAACAAAGAUAAAGAAAAGGUUGACUCUGCCCCGAGACCUAUUCCGUCCUGGUACAUGAAAAAGAAAAAAAUUCGGACUGAUUCGGAAGGAAAAAUGGAUGACAAAAAAGAUGAUCAUAAAGAAGAAGAACAGGAAAGACAAGAAUUAUUUGCAUCUCGUUUUUUACACAGCUCGAUCUUCGAACAAGAUUCCAAGCGACUGCAGCAUCUAGAGAGAAAAGAUGAAGACUCAGACUUCAUUUCUGGUAGGUUGUAUGGGCGGCAGACAUCCGAUGGCGCAAACAGCACAGCCGAUUUGAUUCAAGAGCCCGUAGUUCUUUUCCAUAGCAGAUUUAUGGAACUCACACGAAUGCAACAGAAAGAAAAGGAAAAAGACCAAAAACCCAAAGAGGUUGAGAAACAGGAAGAUACUGAGGAUCAUCCUGAGACCCCAGAAUCGGCUUCUGAGAGUAAAGAGUCAGAACUGAAGACUCCCCCUCCGACUGGGCCUCCUGCCGUCACAGCUGCAGCUCCAGAGUCAGCCUCGUCGUCACUGGAGAAGACGACAGCCAGUGAAAAAGCAGGGGAGGUGCCACUGGCGACAGAAGAGAAACCCAGGGAGCUGGCCUCCACCUCAGAAGAAGCAAAGCCCGUGUCUGAGCAGGCGCCCACCGCUGUGCAGCAAACUGAACAGGCCGACCUGCCCUCAGGAGUGGACACCAGGAAAGACGCUGCUGGGCCUCCCUCGGUUGCGGAAGAGGGCUCGUCCGCUGACCCGCUGCCUUACCUGGACACCAAGCCCCCGACUCCCGGGGCCUCGUUUUCCCAGGCGGAGGUCACCGCAGAUCCGGAGCCUGAUAGUGCCCAGCCGCCUUCGAAACCGACCCAGAAGCCUGAGGAAGCCGAUGAGCCAAAAGUGGAAAAGCCAAACUCCACUGCUGACGUUGAACCUAACGCAAAUCAGAAAGCUGAAGUUGUCCCUGAGGUUCAGCCUCAAGCUUCUGAAGACGUUGAGGUUGAGCCUCCGGUGGCUGCAAAAGAUAAAAAGCCAAACAAAAGCAAGCGUUCCAAGACCCCCGUCCAGGCCGCCGCAGCAAGCACUGUGGAGAAGCCGGUCACCAGGAAGAGCGAGCGCAUAGACCGGGAGAAACUCAAGCGGUCCAGUUCUCCUCGGGGAGAAGCCCAGAAGCUUCUAGAGUUGAAGAUGGAGGCAGAGAAGAUUACCAGGACUGCCUCUAAAAACUCAGCCGCAGAUGCGGAACACCCUGAACCAAGUCUGCCCCUCAGCCGAACAAGGCGCCGGAACGUGAGGAGUGUCUAUGCGACCAUGGCUGACCACGAGAGCCGCUCUCCUGUCAAGGAGCCCGCGGAGCAGCCGCGAGUGACCAGGAAGAGACUGGAGCGAGAGCUUCAGGAGGCCGCGGCGGUCCCCACCACCCCGAGGAGGGGGAGGCCUCCGAAGACGCGCCGCCGCGCUGAAGAGGAAGAGGAGACUGAGGUGAAGGAACCAGUUGAGACCGUCAGACCCGCCGAGGGAUGGAGGUCCCCACGGGCCCAAAAGUCAGGGGCUGCUGGCGGCCCGCAGGGCAAAAGGGGGAAAAAUGAGCCAAAAGUAGAUGCUGAACGUCUGGAAGCCGCAGCUGAGGUGAGUCCCCAAGUAAACGUGAAAGAAAACACAAAAGCCAAAGCGGAUAAAGAAGAAGCAGGAAGUGAACAAAAACGUGACAGGAAGGAACUUAGCACAGACAGAGACGCACCAGAAGCCCCUGCAGUUGAAGUGGCGGAGAAAAAAACAGCGCCUGAAAAAAACUCCAAGUCCAAGAGAGGAAGAUCUCGAAACUCCAGGUCGGCAGCGGACAAGGCUGCAAAUCUGAAAAGCGUGGACGCCGGCGUGCGUCCGAGUGCGGCGGCAGGCCCCGGGGCGCUGGCGGUGGACAAGGAAGCGGAGGCGGCGGCUGGCCCCGCCGAGAAGAGCGAGAGUCCGCAGAAGGAAGGGAGCUCGUCAUCCCAGCUGAGCAGUGGUCCAGCCCCUCCGGACACGGCAGCGGAGGAGAAGGAAGGGGUGUCGGCCUCCGCACCUUCCCCGGAAGCCAACCAGUUAGCCAAGCAGAUGGAGCUGGAGCAGGCUGUGGAGAACAUCGCGAAGCUCACCGAAAGCGCCACCGCGGCCUUCAAGGCGGCGGCCGCGGAUGCGCCAGAGGGCCUCUCCACCGAGGACGGGGACAAGCCGGCACACCAGGCGAGUGAGACGGAACUGGCUGCAGCCAUUGGCUCCAUCAUCAAUGACAUCUCUGGGGAGGCAGAGAGCUUCCCAGCAGCUGCACCUUACCCUGCAGAAUCCCAGACAGAUCUGCAGCCCCGCUCGCAGGCGCCACAGCCCCCUGGGGAAGGAAUGGAGCCCGAGACCAAUGAGGCCGUGUCUGGCCUCUUGGAGACCGAAGCUGCUACAGAAUCUUCUGGGCCACCAGCCAGUGCCCCUGACCCCUCAGCAGGCCCAGCAGAUACCAAGGAAGCUGGGGGGAAUAGUGGCGAGACCUCCCAGCCAGUGCCAGAAGCCAGAGGACCAAAAGAAGCAGAAGUCCCUCUUGCUCGGAAAGAGAAGGGGCGCCAGAAGACCAGUCGAUCACGUCGCAAACGGAAUACAAAUAAGAAAAUGGGGGGCACUGCAGAGACCCAGGUCGCCGAACCUGACCAAAUGCAAAGCAAGAGUCCCGCUACAGCUGAGGGGACGGCGGUGCCACCCCCAGAAACUCCACAGGAAGAGCAGCAGGGAGAAAAGCCCCAGUCUGCUCCGCCCCCCGAGUCCUGUGCUUCCGACCCAAGCAAGACUCCGUCCAUCGAGAAUCUGUCCCAAGAGAGCAGUGUUGAAGCAAAGACUCCCACCAGAGCGCCCGCGCCUCCAGCCCUUCCCCCUCCCUCCCAGCCCGCAGCAGUGGAGGAGGAGCCGCAAGCCAGAUUCAAGGUGCAUUCCAUCAUUGAAAGUGACCCCGUGACCCCACCCAGUGACUCGAGCACACCCACCCCCACGGUCCCUUUGGUAACUGCAGCAAAGCUCCCACCCCCUGUUGCCUCUGGUGGCGUGCCACACCCGAGUCCCCCUCCUAAGGUCACGGAGUGGAUCACCAGGCAGGAGGAGCCUCGGGCUCAGUCCACCUCAUCUCCAGCUCUUCCCCCAGACACAAAAGCUUCUGACAUUGACACCAGCUCCAGUACGCUGAGGAAGAUCCUCAUGGACCCCAAGUAUGUCUCCGCCGCUGGCAUCACUUCCACGAGUGUCACAACUGCCAUUGCGGAGCCUGUCAGCGCUGCCCCUUGCCUGCACGAGGUGCCACCCCCGCCUCCAGUUGAGCCUAAAAAGCCACUUGUAGAAGAAAAACCAGCAGCUCCAGUACCCAACACCUCUGAUACGCAGGCCCCAGAGGUUCCAGUAGCGGCUGAAAAGGAAAAGGUGACUCCAGUCAUCGCUCCCAAAAUCACUUCUGUGAUUAGCCGGAUGCCUGUGAGCAUUGAUCUGGAGAACUCGCAAAAGAUAACUCUGGCAAAACCAGCUCCACAAACCCUGACCGGCCUGGUGAGUGCUCUGACGGGCCUGGUGAACGUCUCCUUGGUCCCAGUGAAUGCCCUGACCGGCCCCGUGAAUGCCCUGAAGGGCCCCGUGAAGGGCUCGGUGGCCACGCUGAAGGGUUUGGUGAACACUCCUGCGGGUCCCGUGAACGUCCUCAAGGGGCCAGUGAAUGUUCUGACGGGGCCGGUGAACGUUCUCACUGCUCCGGUGAAUGCCGCCGUGGGCGCGGUGAAUGCAGCCGCGGGCACGGUCAACGCCACUGUGGGCACCGUGAACGCCACCGCCGGCGCCAUGAAUGCAGGCGCCGUGACCGUCACAGCGGGGGCAGUGACCGCUGCAUCUGGCAGUGCGACCGCCACCACAACAGGCACAGUGACGGUGGCAGGUGCAGUGAUCACACCGUCGGCAAAGUGCAAACCCAGAGCCAGCACUAAUGAGAACAGUCGGUUUCACCCGGGGUCUAUGUCCGUGAUCGACGACCGCCCGGCAGACACCGGCUCUGGUGCUGGGCUGCGUGUGAACACAUCUGAAGGGGUCGUGCUCCUGAGCUACUCGGGGCAGAAGACUGAAGGCCCGCAGCGGAUAAGCGCCAAGAUCAGCCAGAUCCCCCCGGCCAGUGCCAUGGACAUCGAAUUCCAGCAGUCAGUGUCCAAGUCCCAGGUCAAGCCUGAUUCUGUCACCCCGUCACAGCCUUCGCCCAAAGGCCCCCAGGCUCCUUCGGGCUAUGCCAAUGUGGCCACUCACUCUACUCUGGUACUGACGGCCCAGACGUAUAACGCAUCUCCUGUGAUUUCAUCCGUGAAGGCGGACCGUCCGUCCUUGGAGAAGCCCGAGCCCAUUCACCUCUCUGUGUCCACACCUGUCACCCAGGGCGGCACAGUGAAGGUUCUCACCCAGGGCAUAAACACGCCCCCAGUGCUGGUUCACAACCAGCUGGUCCUCACCCCAAGCAUAGUCACCACUAAUAAAAAGCUUGCCGACCCUGUCACCCUCAAAAUAGAGACCAAGGUCCUCCAGCCAGCGAAUCUGGGGUCCGCCCUCAAUCCCCACCACCCUCCUGCUCUGCCCAGCAAACUGCCUGCAGAAGUGAACCACGUCGCCUCGGGGCCCAGUACCCCGACGGAUCGAGCGGUCACCCACUUGGCAGCCACAAAGCCAGAUGCGCACUCUCCUCGGCCUGGCGGGCCGGCGCCGGCCCCGUUCCCCAGAACGUGCCACCCCAGCAGCACCGCGUCUGCCGCGCUCUCCACGAACGCCACGGUCAUGCUGGCUGCGGGCAUUCCCGUGCCUCAGUUCAUCUCCAGCAUACACCCGGAGCAGUCUGUCAUCAUGCCGCCCCACAGCAUCACCCAGACUGUGUCCCUGAGCCACCUGUCCCAGGGCGAGGUGAGAAUGAACACUCCCGCGCUACCCAGCAUCACGUACAGCAUCCGGCCGGAGACCCUUCACUCUCCGCGGGCCCCUCUGCAGCCCCAGCAGAUAGAGGUCAGGGCCCCGCAGCGCGCGGGCACACCCCAGCCGGCCGCAGCCGGCGUGCCGGCCCUGGCCCCCCAGCACCCUCCCGAGGAGGAAGUGCAUUACCACCUUCCUGUCGCUCGAGCUGCGGCCCCCGUGCAGUCCGAGGUGCUGGUCAUGCAGUCCGAGUACCGCCUGCACCCCUACACCGUGCCCCGGGACGUGAGGAUAAUGGUGCAUCCGCACGUGACAGCGGUCAGCGAGCAGCCUCGGGCGGCCGACGGGGUGGUGAAGGUGCCACCGGCCAGCAAGGUCCCACAGCAGCCCGGGAAGGAUGCUGCCAAGACGGCGGAAGCCAAGGCGGCCCCGGCCCCCGCCCCCCACGGGGAGGCCCGCAUCCUCACGGUCACCCCCAGCAACCAGCUGCAGGGGCUGCCUCUGACCCCGCCUGUGGUGGUGACCCACGGCGUGCAGAUCGUGCACUCCAGUGGGGAGCUGUUCCAGGAGUACAGAUACGGAGACAUCCGCACCUACCACGGCCCUGCUCAGCUCACGCACACUCAGUUUCCUGCCGCCGCCUCCAUCGGUCUACCUCCUCGGACCAAGGCUCCCGCUCAGGGCCCAGCUCCUGAAGGUGAGCCCUUGCAGCCCACUCAGCCUACACAGUCUACACAGCCUGCCCAACCCGUGCAGUCCACGCAGCCUGCCCAGCCCACGCAGCCUUGCCAGCCCACCCAGCUCAGCCAGCCGGGCCAGCCACCAAGCGGCAAGAUGCCUCAGGUCUCCCAGGAGGCGAAGGGGACCCAGACAGGAGUAGACCAGCCUCGCCUCCCAACCGUGCCUGCGAGCAGGCCAGCCGAGCCGCAUGUGCAGGUUCAGAGGGCGCAGGCAGAAACGAGCCAGACCUCCUACCCCUCCCCCGUGUCCGUCUCCAUGAAGCCUGACCUCCCGGCCCCUCUCCCUGCUCAGGCUGCCCCAAAGCAGCCGUUGUUUGUCCCCACAACCUCAAGCCCCAGCACCCCUCCAGGACUGGCUCUGACACACACCGAAGCCCAGCCCGCUCCCAAACCGGAUUCUGCUCCACACCUGACUUCCCAGAGGCCUGUGGAUAUGGUCCAGCUUCUGAAGAAGUACCCCAUCGUGUGGCAGGGCCUCCUGGCCCUCAAGAACGACACGGCUGCCGUGCAGCUGCACUUCGUCUCUGGCAACAACGUGCUGGCCCAUCGGUCUCUGCCCCUCUCUGAAGGCGGCCCCCCGCUGAGGAUCGCCCAGAGGAUGCGGCUGGAGGCCUCGCAGCUGGAAGGGGUUGCCCGAAGGAUGACGGUGGAGACGGAUUACUGUCUGCUGCUGGCUCUGCCCUGUGGCCGUGACCAAGAGGAUGUCGUGAGCCAGACCGAGUCCCUCAAGGCGGCCUUCAUCACCUAUCUGCAGGCCAAGCAGGCGGCAGGGAUCAUCAACGUCCCCAACCCUGGCUCCAAUCAGCCUGCCUACGUGCUGCAGAUCUUCCCACCCUGCGAGUUCUCGGAGAGCCACCUGUCCCGUCUGGCCCCCGACCUCCUUGCCAGCAUCUCCAACAUUUCUCCCCAUCUUAUGAUUGUCAUCGCCUCCGUGUGAGCCACUGAAUGGCCGCCACUCGGUGUAUUUCCCUGAGGCUCUGCAGCAAAAAGUAAACCCAGGACCCCCCAGUCGCCUGGAGGAAGCAGCUGCUGAAGGGGACACCCUCCACUGCCAGCCGCCAGCCUCGCCCUCGAGCCCGCUCCCCGCCAGGCUCCGGGGGACAAACCCCUCUGGGCAGUGGUGCUGCUACCUGUGUGUUUACAUGACAUUAGCCCGAGGACAGACCACCAACCGAUGGACUCUGCAGACACCUUGGGGCUGGGUUUCUCUCUCCUCUUUUGGGAGAAAAGGAACUGGGCAGUGGAAUUAAUUUUUUGUUGUUUUUGUUUUUAAGAAACAAAACAGAACUGCCUUUGCACUAAAUUAGUGACUUGGACUUUUGCACAGUGAAGACAGGCUGUGGCACUCUGGAUGUCCUGGUGUACCUGAAAACACACAUCGAGGACUCGAGCGCAGGACGUCCGGCUUCUGCUGAAACACUGGGGUCAGGGAACGUUUCGCUGGGUUGUUUUGUCCCCACCUGCCCUUCCCCGUGCUCAUUUGGAUGCGUCACCUUUCUGAAUUCUCCUGCCGCCAUCUUUGAUUCACCCGGAUGUACAGUUUACAAGCGCAGAAGAGCAAACAGAAGGAUUUUCUUUCCUGGUGGGAUAUGCAGAACUUGGGAUGUGUGUAUAUAUAAAUAUAUAAUAUAUAUAAAUAUAUAUAAUACUGACUUAAAAAAUCAAAUUCCCCUGACAUACAUUUUUUUUAAUCUGUGCCAAAAAUGUGUUUUCAGAGAAAAAUCUUAUUUUCAUACUCAGACUUUGUAUUGUCACUCAUUUGUAUAAGUGCGCUUCGUUACAGCACGGGCCCUGCCCCCGCGAUUUGGAAGUGUCACACACACAAAAAAGACUGUACAAAAAAGACUGGCUUCCCCUCUUCCUGUUACCUUGACCUCUUCUCCCCCCUCCCCCAACUUCCUAACACUUAUUAAUUUAUGAAACUGGUUUUCUCAGCGCAGUUUUGUUUUGUGUGUCCAUUGGAUUACAAACUUUAUUAAAAAAUACAAAACACGU